This is a messenger RNA of Alternaria incomplexa, 3651 nucleotides long. RefSeq lists its product as uncharacterized. NCBI's taxonomy places the organism in Eukaryota, Fungi, Ascomycota, Dothideomycetes, Pleosporales, Pleosporaceae. The transcript is spliced from 4 exons. Gene Ontology annotation, cellular component: cell periphery; cell septum. The record is from RefSeq and is a predicted model, not a curated record. Bases 1 to 3651 code for a protein of 1216 amino acids. Gene Ontology annotation, molecular function: chitin synthase activity.
AUGUCGCUACCGCAGCGACCCGAAGAGUCGUCGCCGCCACGACGGGGCGAGCGGCGCCAUGCACACCGCGACUCGCACCAUCGCAGGAGAAGGACGUCCGACCUGGAGAACACGCGAUCGCACGACCGCUCCAACAGCAAGAGCGGCACCCAAUCCUAUGCCCGCGCGCUUCCUUCACCCGGCACCCCCGUGCCCAUGGAGCGCGAUCCUAUCAUGCGAGGCCAACCUAAUUCCUCUGGGCCAGAGCUAGGGAGAAAGCGCAGCCUCAUCCGCCCCGAGCGCCAGCGAAACGACCCAAGCCACCCGAACUAUCACUACCGCAAACACGCCCAGCGCAUGGACGUCCACCCCUCGACGACCGGCAACGACCCCAUCCUCGAAGACCAUCUGGAAGCCGAAACGGUCAGCUCAGACAGUACCGAUGUUAAGCCCCCACACCUGCGAAAUGCCUCAGGCGGAGGCUACAAUGACAAGCAGGCUCCCUUGGACGACGGAGAGCCGCGGAUACAACGCAAGCUGACACGGAGCGAGACAAUGAAGGCGCGCGAGAAGCAGCGCCAGAAGGAGCAGGACAAGCUACGCCCACCUAGUCUGUGGAACGUCUACUGCGCCAUCGUCACCUUCUGGUGCCCGAACGCUAUCCUGAAGUGCUUUGGAAAGCCGCAGAAGGCGCAGCAGCGAGCCUGGAGAGAAAAGGUCGGACUCGUCAGCAUCAUCAUGCUCAUCUGCACGUUCGUUGGUUACCUCACAUUCGGUUUUACGGAAACCGUCUGCCCUUCUGGCGGCAACGCUCGUCUCAGGACGAACGAAGUCGGCGGUGGAUACCUCAUCAUUCACGGCAAAGCCUAUGAUCUCGCCCAGUCCAAGCACCCCCGAGCCCGCGGCGUCCCCGAAGACGCAAACGUCCUCUUCGAUCUUCCUGAGAAACACGGCGGUCAGGACGCCAGCUUCUUGUUCCAGAACGUCAACGGAGCCUGCAAGGGUCUCAUCACCGAGAAGGCGAACUCUGGAAUCCCCACAACCGGCAACGGAGACCUGGGUUGGUAUUUCCCGUGCCGACUGUUCAACCAAGAUGGAUCGACCAAGCCCAACACCACCUUCUUGGAGUACAACGGUUAUCUCUGCCACACCUCGGACAAAGCUCGCAGGGGCUUCUACAGCCUCCACAAUGCUGGUGAUGUUUACUACACCUGGGAGGACAUCCGCAACAGCUCCAGGAAUCUGAUGGUCUGGGGUGGUGAUGUGCUUGACCUAAACUUGCUCGACUGGUUCAACCGAACCCAGGUCAACAUCCCACCUCUAUUCGAUGAAAUCCGCCAGAACCCCGCUGUUCGCGGUGUCGAUGUCACCCGUGCGUACUCGUCCAGCUACGAGAAGCAGGUAGCCCGUUGCUUCACCGAGACUAUUAAAGUUGGCUCCAUCGACACAGAGAGCAUUGGCUGCAUUGCUUCCAAGGUUGUCCUUUACGUCUCGCUCGUCUUCAUCCUGGCUGUUGUCAUGGCCAAGUUCGUCCUCGCUUUGAUCUUCCAGUGGUUCAUCAGCAAGAAGUUUGCUGCUACUAAGACAUCUAUUGGCCCCGCCGACUCCAAGCAGCGAAAGCAGCAGAUCGAGGAAUGGAGUGAUGACAUCUACCGCCCACCGCCAAAGCUCAUGGAUCCAUCGUCCGGCUCUGACCGCAGCAACAAGCGUGGCAGUACCUUCUUGCCACAAACUUCGAGGUUCACCAGCCCCUACUCGGUUGACAAGAACGCAAAGACCCGUGCCCCGCCCACAACCAUGACUAGCCAGAGCACAGCAUCUCGUGUCCUCGGAUCGAACGGUGGCAUGUACAAGCAACUCAACGCCAGCCAGGGCACUAUGCCCAUGGAUGGAAAACACAAUGCGGUAUUUACGGCACAGGAAUCUCGAUCCAGCCUACUCCUUUCCGGUAACACCGAUACCAACCGUUACUCUAGCGUCGAAGGUUCCGGGCCCGCAGGUUUCACACACGAAGCAGUCGUGCCUCAGCCUCCUCCAGAGUGGCAGCCUUUCGGAUACCCAUUGGCUCAUACCAUCUGUCUUGUCACCGCCUACUCUGAAGGUCCCGAAGGUCUGCGAACUACACUCGACUCCAUUGCUACCACCGACUACCCCAACAGUCACAAGUUGAUUCUCAUCAUUUGCGACGGUAUGAUCAAGGGUCACGGUGAAGACUUGACAACGCCCGAAGUCUGUCUUGGUAUGAUGAGGGAUCACGCGGUAUUGCCCCACGAGGUUCAAGCGCACUCGUACGUCGCAGUCGCCAGUGGCUCGAAACGACACAACAUGGCCAAGAUCUACUCGGGUUUCUAUGACUAUGGCGAGACGACGCGCAUUCCCGUCGAGAAGCAGCAACGUGUUCCAGUGAUGCUAGUGGUAAAGUGUGGUACACCUGAUGAGGCCAAGAAGUCCAAGCCUGGCAAUCGUGGAAAGCGAGACAGUCAGAUCAUCCUCAUGUCGUUCUUGCAAAAGGUCAUGUUUGACGAGCGUAUGACGGAGCUUGAGUUUGAGAUGUUCAACGGUAUCUGGAAGAUUACUGGCAUAUCGCCUGAUUUCUAUGAGAUAGUCCUCAUGGUGGACGCCGACACAAAGGUCUUCCCUGACAGCUUGACGCACAUGAUCUCAGCCAUGGUAAAGGAUCCAGAUAUCAUGGGGCUCUGCGGCGAAACAAAGAUUGCCAAUAAGCGGGAUUCGUGGGUCUCCAUGAUCCAGGUGUUUGAAUACUUCAUCUCCCACCACUUGGCAAAGUCAUUCGAGUCGGUCUUUGGUGGUGUCACUUGCUUGCCCGGUUGUUUCUGCAUGUACCGCAUCAAGGCUCCCAAGGGCGGUCAGAACUACUGGGUCCCGAUCCUGGCUAACCCUGACGUCGUCGAGCACUAUUCGGAGAACGUGGUCGAUACGUUGCACAAGAAGAAUCUGCUACUACUAGGUGAAGAUCGUUAUCUGUCGACGCUUAUGCUCAAGACGUUCCCCAAGCGGAAACAGGUUUUUGUGCCGCAAGCCGUUUGCAAAACCACUGUACCGGACGAGUUCAAAGUCUUGCUGUCACAGCGCAGACGAUGGAUUAAUAGUACGGUCCACAACCUGAUGGAGCUUGUGCUAGUGCGAGAUCUGUGUGGCACCUUCUGCUUCAGCAUGCAGUUCGUUGUGUUCAUCGAGUUGAUCGGAACCCUGGUCCUCCCGGCCGCCAUUGCCUUUACCUUCUACCUAAUCGCUAUCGCUAUCAAAGCCGCCAUCCUCCACACCGAAGCUCCUGUCAUACCCCUCAUCCUGCUAGCGCUCAUUCUUGGUUUACCCGCGGUUCUUAUCAUCGUAACGGCUCAUCGAUGGUCUUACGUCGCCUGGAUGUUCGUCUAUCUGCUGUCACUGCCUGUUUGGAAUUUUGUGCUUCCGACGUAUGCCUUCUGGAAGUUUGACGACUUCAGCUGGGGAGAUACUCGAAAGACGGCGGGCGAGAAGACGAAGAAGGCAGGACUGGAGUAUGAGGGAGAGUUCGACAGCAGCAAGAUCACGAUGCGCAGGUGGCAUGACUUUGAAGCAGAACGAAGACUCAAGACACCAGCGGCGACAUCGGCUGGCGGAUGGCCACCGCAGCAACAGCAGCAGGGAUACGAUCAGUACUAUGAUAAUUGA